GUUCAUUGCCUUCAUUACCAUUGGCUUUUGGGUCUGAAAUUUCUGCCUCCCUUUUGCACUGAUUAAUUCUCUAAUACCAUGUUCUUCUUCCAAGUGUGCUAGAUACAAGAACUGUCAAAUUCAGGACAAGAUCAAUACACAUGCACUUUCUCUUAACUGUCGUUUCAAGGGUUUUGGAUAUGGUGGGCUAAUCUAGCAUUCCAUUUCCUGGCCUCUCAACUCUGCACAAAAGCUUUCUUUCUGGUCUUGGAGGAAAUGGAAAAUGAGCAUCAAUCUUCACCAAUAUUACUUACCAAUGCCAAGCUUAUUAGUUCCCGUUUGCAGUUAAGAUAUUUCUUUCAUUUUCUUUUCUUUGUUAUUGGUUUGUCCCUUGGCAUCACUGUCAGCUUGUAUUUGAAAAGCAUCUCCUUUGAUUUCCAUAUUACCUUGUUUUCUCUUCCACCGCCUCCACCACCACCUCCACAACUGUCGCCGCAUCCUCCUCCUCCUACCAAUAUGAGUAGCUUAUUCAUAUCAAAAACUAAGCCACCUAUUAGUCUUAUGCAUAAUAUGGAAGAUGAUGAGUUGUUUGGGCGAGCAUCGAUGGCUCCAAGGAUUCAAAGUGUUCCUCAAGAACUUGUCCCUAAGCCUAAGGUUGCUUUCAUGUUUUUGACGAAGGGACCUUUGCCUCUGGCUGCUUUAUGGGAAAAGUUCUUUAAAGGACAUGAAGGGCUUUACAGUAUAUAUAUUCAUCCUCACCCCUCGUUCAAUGAUACUUUUCCUGAAAGCUCUGUUUUCCAUGAAAGAAGAAUUCCAAGCAAGCCUGUGGAAUGGGGAAGAGCAUCCAUGAUUGACGCAGAGAGGAGACUUUUAGCAAACGCUCUCCUUGACAUAUCGAAUGAGAGAUUUGUACUUGUCUCAGAGACUUGCAUUCCUUUAUUCAACUUCUCAACAAUAUACAACUACCUCAUCAAUGCUAGAAACAGCUUCGUAGGUUCCUAUGACGAUCCAAGGAAGGUGGGUCGGGGCCGAUACAAUCCCAAAAUGUCUCCAAGAAUCAACAUUUCUAAUUGGCGUAAAGGGUCUCAGUGGUUUGAGGUUAAUCGCAGGCUCGCCAUUGAAAUAGUUUCAGACACCAAGUACUAUCCUGUGUUUAGACAGCAUUGUAGCCCUCCAUGUUACAUGGACGAGCAUUACAUUCCUACCCUAGUUAAUGUUGUUUGUCCUCAGGAGAACACUAACAGGAGCGUUACUUGGGUUGAUUGGUCCAAGAGUGGUCCACACCCUGGAAAAUUUGCGAAGCAAGCUAUUUCUGUUGGGUUCUUGGAUCGAAUUAGGUUUGGUAGGAAUUGUAGUUACAAUGGGAAUACUUCCUCUAUCUGCUUCCUGUUUGCUAGGAAGUUCUUGCCCAAUACUUUGCAGCUUUUGUUGCAGAUUGCUACAUUUCAAUAAUUCUUGAGCUUCUUCUACCGAUGUAUUGCAUCUCUGCUCUGUUAAAAUAGAAAGAAUCAAGAGUAAAGAUUUUCUUA
Hevea brasiliensis (rubber tree) is the source of this 1508-nucleotide messenger RNA. RefSeq names its product glycosyltransferase BC10. The transcript has 2 exons. Gene Ontology annotation, molecular function: glycosyltransferase activity. Lineage: Eukaryota; Viridiplantae; Streptophyta; Magnoliopsida; Malpighiales; Euphorbiaceae. Gene Ontology annotation, cellular component: membrane. Bases 256 to 1431 code for a protein of 391 amino acids. The record is from RefSeq and is a predicted model, not a curated record.